AUGCCUUGCGUCGAUCUCAAAAAGAUAUGGAACGAUGACCUAAAAUUCACCUACUUCUUCGUGACAAAUGUUUGCUUUCUGAUCUCAGGAUUCGCCUCACUGGUUGUUGGAAUAUGGCUAUACAGUUCGAAAAACAACUUUGUGGAGUUGACACCUUCCUCUUACUCAGCUCUAUCUGCGGCGGGACUAUGCGUUUUCACCGGUGUCACAAUCUGUAUCAUUGUUGGUGUUGGAUAUUUGGGCGUAUCAUGGGGCAACAAGCCGCUUGUGUAUUCGUACAUCGCGUUCAUAUUUCUCCUCAUAAUUGUCCAUGGAGUCGCUAGAAUCACCGGAUUUCUGCACAAGGAAGAAGCGAGAGAAAAUCUGAGGAAAAACAUGUUUGACAAUAUUAACACCAGCAUUGUUGUGACCAAGAUUGGAAGAGAACUCAAACUUCUCGUGACUUGGAACCAUUUGCAAAGAGAGUUGGAAUGUUGCGGUGUUAACAACUAUACCGAUUGGUACUACUCGGUCCACUGGCCAAGUAGCAAAUACACCCCGGACAGCUGCUGUAACCCAAUUCAUUUCAAUGGAAACAGUACUAUGGAAAACUGCGGAAAGCUUCCGGAUGACAGAAGUGUACUUUUCCAAGAGGGUUGCUUCCCGAAAUUUGCCGAUUGGCUGUAUCACCACAUCAUCUUAGUAAACUGGGUCACGUCGAUACUUUUCGUCAUUGAGAUUAUUCUCUUCAUCUUGUCUUUGGCAGUUUUACAAGUUCUCAAAAGUACUAAAGACACGUCCAGAAGACCACACCGUCGGGAACGGGAACCGGAUGUGUCAAGUGAGAGGAUACGGUUGAACUCGAUGGAUCGAAUUGGGGAUGCUCGAAUAGAUAAUGAUACAGUACUUGAAGAUGGUGGUAGUAUUAACUCACGGUAG
This is a messenger RNA of Caenorhabditis remanei, 918 nucleotides long. RefSeq lists its product as uncharacterized. NCBI's taxonomy places the organism in Eukaryota, Metazoa, Nematoda, Chromadorea, Rhabditida, Rhabditidae. Gene Ontology annotation, cellular component: membrane. The record is from RefSeq and is a predicted model, not a curated record. Bases 1 to 918 code for a protein of 305 amino acids. The transcript is spliced from 9 exons.